Messenger RNA from Thalassophryne amazonica, 5699 nucleotides. It is a transcript of the gene disp1, whose product is annotated as dispatched homolog 1 (Drosophila). Gene Ontology annotation, cellular component: membrane. Lineage: Eukaryota; Metazoa; Chordata; Actinopteri; Batrachoidiformes; Batrachoididae. Bases 670 to 5496 code for a protein of 1608 amino acids. The transcript is spliced from 14 exons. The record is from RefSeq and is a predicted model, not a curated record.
GAAGCAAAACUUUUCAGAGAGAAAAAGUUGGACAGAGAGGUCUUUAACUCAAAUUACCUAGAGGCCACCAAGUUGGUCGUGCCAUCUUAACAUGACAUCAACUGCAUGGAAUGCAAAUCACACAACCACCGACAUGGCGUCCUGAACCUGAAAAGCAUCAACCGAUCAGACUCCUGUUUGUUUGCAUUGCAGCUGUGUAACGUGCUGUUGCACGUUCUCUCUGCUCUGGAUGUGUUUCGUUCACAUGAAGGCCCGCAGUGAGCUGUCGCCUGUUCAAACACUGCAGAUUCAGGUGAAGUUGCUGCAUUGCUGCUGCCCCUGGAAGCAUUCCAUCCCUUACUGCCACGCGUUCCAGUUUGUACGGUGAUGAUGACCACAUGCAGGUUCUGUUUGAUGGACUCUCUUCAACCAGAAAACGGGACAGCUGGUGUGGAGAUCUACAUGCAUUUCAAGCAAAUGCCUGAAUGUUAAAGGUUUCGUGGAGGCUGGUGGAAGAGAUCGCAUCACUGUUGGAAACAAGGCAACAUAAACUCAGUGGUCCUCCCAGAAAUUCACUAUCCAUCUGUUUGCUGUGUAAAGUCGAUCACCUGAACGCAUGAAUAGCUGCAUAGUAUGCUUUAUUUUCAUCCUACACAGGAGUGACUCUGCCAGGCCUGCGGGGAGAGGACCAUGGCCCUUUGUGAUGCCAGCUGUGACCCGCUGUCCCUAAGCAAUGGAGGCCGCUGCUCUCCCAGUACCAGUAAAAAUGCACCUUUAAACACGAGUAUGCCGGUUGCCAAAGGCCAGGACCCCCUCACAGUGUCGUCUAGCGCCAAUUUCCUGCCAGCAGAUGCAGAUGAUGUCACAGUCCAGGAUGUAGCACUGAAAGUGCAUCAGAAACCAUGUUCUCAGCAUGUUGUCCAGAGAGCCAACAGACCAAAUAAAAAUGGCGGUGUUGUCAAACAGAACGGCUCCCUGAGGAACCAUGCGCUCUCCUCCGCUGCCUCGACAGACUCUCAGACGCUGGUCAGGCGCCACCUUUCCCCGUCCCCGUCCUCUCCUCCCCUCCAGGCGUCCGUGAUGUGCUGCCAGCACUGCUGUUUUCACUCCACGCUGUGCUGCCCAUGCGGCCAGCAGGACUGCCCACUCUUCCAGAAUGCCGGUCCAGAGCUCGGCCUGGUCCCCCACGCUGGGACGCCUUCAUCUUGCCCUUGUUGCCUCUCUGUCGGCACAUACUCUCACUCCCAUCCUCCUCCUGCUGCUGCUCCUCCUCACCCCUCUGCUCUGUGUCUGCAUCUCCACCAUCACCAUCGCUGGCAAGAGCAUCUCCAGAACCAGCCGCAUGGACCCAGGAUCAGCCCUGCGAGGCCCUUUCGAUUCCCCAAAAGUUAUGCUGACCUGAUAGCUGAUUGGCCAGUGGUUGUGUUGGGCGUGUGCACAGUACUCAUCGUGGUGUGUGCUCUAGUGGGCAUUCUGGUGCCUGACCUUCCCGAUUUCUCUGACCCACUGCUGGGUUUUGAGCCACGGGGAACAGCCAUUGGCCAGCGACUGGUCACAUGGAACAAUAUGGUGAAGAACACAGGUUACAAAGCCACAUUGGCCAACUAUCCCUUCAAAUAUGCAGACGAGCAAGCCAAAAAUCACCAGGAGCCAAGGUGGCCUGAGGACCAUUUCGAGAGAGACAAACGACAAGCAGAGUGGGACUUCAGUAAGGAGUUCUUCUGUGACGUGCCCGGUGACAGUUACUCAAGAUUAGUGUUCACAUCGGCAGAGGGAAAGAACCUCUGGAGCAUUCAGGCCAUCAAAUCCAUGUGCAAUCAGGACAACACAAGGGUGCGCUCCCACCGUGACUACUGGAGCCUUUGCCAGCGCACUAAUGAUGCCUCCUGCUGCCCCAGCUGGACACUUGGCAAUUACAUCGCCGUCCUCACGAACAGAUCGUCCUGCCAGAAGAUCACUGAGCGCGAUGUGUCCCACACACUCAAGGUCCUACGCUCGUGUGCCAAGUACUACCACAACGGCACGCUGGGACCUCACUGCUGGGACAUGGCUUUGCGACGGAAGGAUCAGCUGAAGUGUGCCAGUGUGCCUCGAAAGUGCGCAAAGUACAAUGUCGUCUAUCAGAUCCUUCACUUCCUGGUGGACAAAGACUUCCUCAGUCCUAAGAGCUUGGAGUACCCUCCACCUGUACUCAAGUACAGCAUGCUUUUCUCCCCCACAGAGAAAGGAGAAUCAAUGAUGAACAUUUACCUAGAUAAUUUUGAGAACUGGAACUCCUCCGAUGGCAUCACCACAGUCACAGGGAUAGAGUUCGGCAUCAAACACAAUCUUUUUCAGGACUACCUCCUCACGGACACCGUGUACCCUACCAUAGCCAUCGCUAUUGUCCUGCUGGUAAUGUGUGUGUACACGCGCUCGGUUUUCAUCACUCUAAUGACUAUCAUAGCCAUCAUCAGCUCACUUAUUGUGUCCUACUUUCUCUACCGUAUGGUCUUCAACUUUGAGUUCUUCCCCUUCAUGAACCUCACAGCGCUCAUCAUCCUGGUAGGCAUUGGCGCGGAUGACGCUUUUGUUUUGUGCGACGUGUGGAACUACACAAAGUUUGAUAAGCCCCAUGCCGAGUUGGCAGAGACGGUGAGCGUUACCUUGCAGCACGCCGCCCUCUCUAUGUUUGUCACCAGCUUCACCACCGCUGCAGCGUUUUAUGCCAAUUACGUCAGCAACAUCACCGCCAUACGCUGUUUUGGCAUCUACGCGGGCACUGCCAUUUUAGUCAACUACAUACUAAUGGUGACAUGGCUCCCAGCUGUUGUGGUGCUACACGAACGCUACCUGCCUGAUGUUUUUCUCUGCUCUGUGCCUCCACACCAGCAGAGGGGGUACUGCACCAGGAUGUUCUGGGCUGGCCUAUGCCAAAAGGCCAACAAAUGCCUCUUUACGGUCUCUGAAGCAUCGAGGAUCUUCUUUGAGAAGGUGUUGCCAUGCAUUGUCAUCAAGCUGCGCUACCUCUGGCUCUUCUGGUUCCUUGCCAUCACAGUGGGAGGGGCUUAUGUAGUGUGCGUCAACCCUAAGAUGAAGCUUCCUUCCCUGGAGCUGGCAGAGUUUCAAGUGUUCCAGUCCUCCCACCCGUUUGAGCGCUACGACGCAGAGUACAAGAAACUGUUCAUGUUUGAGAGGGUCCAUCAUGGCGAGGACCUCCACAUGCCUAUCACCAUCAUUUGGGGGGUGACCCCUGUUGAUAAUGGGGACCCCUUAAACCCUAAAAAUAAAGGAAAGCUAAUGUUGGAUAGCAGUUUUAACAUUGCCAGUCCAGCAUCUCAACUAUGGAUUCUCAACUUCUGCCAGAAGAUGAGGAACCAGAGCUUCGUCUUUCAGUCAGAGGAGCAGGACUUCACGAGCUGCUUUAUUGAGACAUUCAAACAGUGGAUGGAGAACCAGGACUGUGAGGAGGCGUCUGUCUAUCCCUGCUGCAGUCAGUCCACCUUCCCCUACAAACAGGAGGUCUUUGAGUUGUGCAUCAAGAGAGCCAUCAUGGAACUGGACAGGAGUACAAAUUACCAUCUGGACAGCAAGACUCCUGGACCUCGAUUUGACAUUAAUGACACCAUCAGAGCCAUAGUUUUAGAGUUCCAGAGUACUUACCUCUUCACGUUGGCCUAUGAGAAGAUGUACCAGUUCUACAGUGAGGUGGAUGCCUGGAUCAGUGAGGAGCUGCGUUACGCUCCUGCGGGACUCAACCACGGCUGGUUUGUGAGUAACCUGGAGUUCUACGACCUCCAGGACAGCCUGUCAGACGGCACUCUGGUUGCCAUGGCGCUUUCAGUCGCCGUGGCUUUCAGCGUGAUGCUCCUGACCACCUGGAACAUCAUCAUCAGUCUGUAUGCCAUCCUCUCCAUCGCGGGCACCAUUUUCGUGACAGUUGGCUCCUUGGUGCUUCUUGGUUGGGAGCUCAAUGUCUUGGAGUCGGUUACCAUUUCAGUGGCAGUAGGACUGUCUGUAGACUUCGCCGUCCACUACGGGGUAGCCUACCGGCUCGCUCCGGAGCCAGACCGUGAAGGAAAGGUGAUUUUCUCCCUCAGCCGCAUGGGCUCUGCCAUCGCUAUGGCAGCACUGACCACAUUUGUUGCCGGGGCGAUGAUGAUGCCGUCAACUGUGCUAGCCUACACCCAGCUGGGAACAUUCAUGAUGCUGAUCAUGUGCAUCAGCUGGGCAUUUGCAACUUUCUUUUUUCAGUGCAUGUGCCGCUGCCUGGGGCCACAGGGUACGUGUGGUCAGAUCCCCCUGCCCAAAAAAUUCCAGUGUCAAGCGUUCUCUGAGGUCACAUCCUCGAGUACCUCGCCACAGGAGAAGAGCUGUGGCCUGGGGAAGUACCAGCUAGACAGCAAGGGCGGGGAGGUGGAGCAUUAUGAGCUGGAGCCUCUGGCGACCGGUAAUAAGACUGAAGAUAAACCCAGGGAGGAGCAGGAGGUGUGCGCUCAGCUUUAUAACGGAAUUCCUCCUCAACUCCAACCUGCCUCUUUUUCACACGUCCACUAUAAGAGUAAAUUUGAGGCUGGAAGAGCCGGUCCUGAGAACGGGCUGGUGGCCCCAAUGAGCACACAGUCCAGGUGCCAGUACUCCCAGAGCACUAACUGCUCAUGUGGAGACCCGGCUCCUCCUCCGCACCUGCCUCAACAAUGGACUGCCCACUCCUGCACUCAGCCCUUCCAGGACUCACCUUCCUGCACUCCCACCCCCCAACUGUUCCCCCUGUCAGGAAGCAAGUCCAGCAAACAAAACGCAGCCCUGUUGGCUUCAAAUGUAGAGCCGAGCUACACGCACAUAGAGUGCCAAAUGCACUAUGUGCACUGUUCCCGCCUCCAGCGCUGCCCCCAAGGAACAGUAGUGUCACCCAGGCAAGGACCCGCCCACUGCUGCCACCUCAGGAAGUACUGUGGGCACACAGCUCACCACCAGACUGGUUCCUCCAGAGAACACAGAUCCUCCCCGCCUCCUCCCGCACAGGACUCAGAACCAGUUUCUGACCCCAAUUCUGCAGGACAGGAUGUCCACACACCUGAAUUAAGGGGUAACAUCAGCCCAGAUUGUAGCUCCUCACUCCCAGCUGAAAUACAACACCCUUCCUUCUCUUCAGGGGGUGUGGUUGCCCCCCCACGCACACCAUCUUCACACACAAACACUCACGAAAGACGGAACGCGAGUGAGAACAACCGUCACUGUACUGAUGAUCACUUGUCCACCAAAACCGCAGAAACGGCGGACGCUUGUUAUAAAGUCCCUGGUAACCAGGAGGAGCUCGAAGGUAUUCUCGCUGCACGGGAGGAAAACGGCAAAAAGUGCAAGAGUAACUCUGUAAGAGAGCGGACGCUGUCUGUGCCUCCAAAGAAACUCAACUGCUUUAACAGGACGUUGAAGGUAAAGUGCAAUUCUGCUGCAGAUUUUAAUGUGCCAAAAAGUGACACCAGCGUGCCUCCUGUCGCAGUAAACACCAACCCCUCUUCAGAAAGCUUAUGUUAACACUUACAACUUCAUCACAAAUAAAUGGUAAAUGUGCAAAAAAUAAAAUAACCUAAAGGGAGCCGUUGUAACAAAAACAACCAGUGAUAUUUCACAUGUAUUUGUUGACCAAGUGCCUCUGUGUUUUUCAUGAAACGACACAAACUUCUGUUUACAGAUUUCCGUGUACAGUAUUUUCUGGAGUAAACUGUCAAUAACAUCCA